CUGGCCCACAACCCAUCGUCUCCACCGAACCAGACAUUCCACCUGACUCGCUGCUCUCCCCCGCGUAGCCGAUGGCUUGAUCGGAUUCGGAUCCCCCCACCCGGGUCAGAUCUGUCGACGCCGCCGCCGCCGUCGCCAUGGGCGACCACUCCGACUCCGAUUCCUCCCCCAAGUCCUCCUCCUCCUCGUCCUCCCCCUCCGCGCGCCGCCGUUCCUCGCCGCAGCGCGGCCGGGCCCACUCUGACGAGAGCGGCAGCAGCGACGGCGUCCUCGUCGAGCUUCCUGCCCAGGAAGCGCGGAGCCCCGGGGCCGACCCUGACGGCGGCGUCCUCGUCAACAUGCCCGCUGACGACGCCACCAGCGGCGAGACCUUCGAGGACGCCCCCGACGAUCUCGCGGCCUCGGGAUCGCGCUCCGCACGCUCGCUGGACGAGUCCAUGGCCGUCAUCGACUUCCCUGAGGUGUCCAGCACCAGCGCCGAGCUCCGCAAGUACCAGGAAGAGAAGGAGGCGUUUGCGCGGGAGGCAGUGGCACUCCGGAGGUUGCUACAGGAGAUGGUGGGGCAGGAGGCUUCAGUUGCGUUGCAUGGAGAGGACGCUGAUGAGACACUGUUGCAUUCGAUGCUGGACGACUGCUCGAGGCUUGUGCUUGAACUUAACUCGGUGGCACGGGCCAGGGAGCAGGAGAUUGAGAGCCUACAUGCAAGGGUUGCAGAGGCAGAGGUAUCGAGGGAGGUUGCUAAUGUAUACUUGGGUUCGUGGAGAGAAGGGUCUGAGCAAGCUGUUGGGCGGAUGCUUGCAUCAAUUGAUGCUGUGGUUAGGCAAGAUGAUGCCAGCUUUGAGGGUGCUGACCAGGAUGGGAUUUCUAUUCUGGAAAGGAAGACUUCAUUGCUAGUGGAGAGGUACAGGCAGGUCUCGAUGGGUAUUGAACAGCUUGAGCAAAUUUUAGCUGAGGUGAAGCCAGGUUUUGUGACCACAGGGCAAGGUGACCUUUCUACCACCUUAAGUAUUCUUGCAGAUGAAUUGGUUGGUAGCAAGAGAAAUGAGGUGGAUUUACUGCAGAAGAUGAAUGCUUUUGCUGAAGAGAACAAGGCACUCGCUGAUGAACUUGAGGAAGCGAAAGCUGCUAGGAAUGCAGCGAAUGCUGAGGCAAGCAAAGCAAAGGCAAACUUGGAGCAGAUGGAGCAUAAGUUAUCAACGACUAAGGAGAAGCUCAGCAUGGCUGUUACGAAGGGCAAGUCACUGGUGCAACACCGUGAUUCUUUGAAGCAGGCCUUGGCUGAAAAGACGGGUGAGCUUCAGAGUUGCAUGGCGGAGUUGCAAAAGAAGUCUGAUGCCCUGCAAGCAGCUGAGAGUAGGGUUGAGGAGCUAAGGGUUUUUCUAGAUGAAAAGACGGAUGAGCAUGAAAAGUGCUUGGAUGAGCUUCGAGAAACGUAUAGUGCAUGGGAAGCUGCUAAGACCAGCAUCGAGCAACUAAAUGAAGCAAACAGUGCCCUUACUUCUCUGCAGGCUUCCCUUUCACUAAAGGAUGGUGUUCUUGAACGCAUUGAAGAGAUCAUGUCGGAGGCAACAUUUCCAGAAGAUCUUCUUUCCUUGGAGAUGACAGACAGGUUGGGAUGGUUAGUUGAGCAGAAGAAAAUUGCAGAUAUGAUCUUCUCAGAACACCACAAAGUUAAAGAAAUCUUGAGCUCAGUUGACAUUCCACAUUCGGUCUUAACUGCUGAACUUGAUUCCCAGAUCAGUUGGCUUGCCAGCUCACUGAACCAGGCCAAAGAUGAUGCCGUCCGGUUGCAUGAUGAGUCUGCUGAAAUGUUGGCUAGACUGGCUGCACAUGAAUCAAAGUUGGUUUCAAUGCAUGAGGAAAUUGACCGUUUGACAAUUAUUCUACUGGAAGAGAAACAGGAAAAGGAUAUUCUUGUAAAUGAACAUUCUGAAUUGAUGUCCCUAUACAACGCUGGUGUUAAUAAGUUGGCUCUUGUCUCAUCACAAAAUAAUGAGCUGCUAAAGGCAUUUGUGGAAUUUUCUGAUGUCACAUUGGAGGGUAGUGAGCCUAUGGAUAUUGCUGAAUUGGUACAGCAGGGCCUCAGAAACAUCCAACAAAGAACAAAAUCUUCUCCUAUCGAGAGUGACAGUUUUGAGAAGCUACAGGCAUUACUAUAUACCCUAGAUCAGGAAACAACACUAUAUAAGAUGAUUCUUGAGGAAGACAUGAUUGGCAGAUCUGAGAGGACUGGUGAACUGCAAAGAAUGGCCGAGGAGAUUCUUGUUCUGAAAAAUGAGAAGGUCUCACUGCAGAAGGAGCUUGAACGGGUGGAGGAGAGAUCAGCAUUGCUUAGAGAGAAGCUGUCAAUGGCUGUAAAGAAGGGCAAGGGUCUGGUACAUGAGCGCGAAGGACUCAAGCAAGCCCUCGACGAGAAGAGUUCUGAAAUAGAGAAUUUGAAACAAGUUUUGGAAGGGAAGAGCUCUGAGAUAGAGAAGCUAAGGCAUGCUCUGGAUGAAAAUAAGUCUGUAACAGACAAUGUGAAGCAAGUUUUGGACGGGAGAAACUCUGAGAUUGAAAGGCUAAAGCAUGCUCUGGAUGAGAGUUGUGCGGAAACAGAAAACCUAAACCAAGCUUUUGUUGAGAAAACCUCCGAAGCAGAUAAAAUAAAACAAGAACUGGAUGCAAAGAACAUGGAUAUUGAGAAUCUAAGACGUGAGAUAGAGUCAAGAGAAUCUGCCAUGACAGAUCUCAGAGAGCAUGUUGAGCAUCUAUCGUUGCAAGCUGCGCAUUUGGAAAAGCUGCAAGUCGAUAUUGUUACCCUUAAUGAUGAAAAGGUGAAAUUAGAAAGCAUGUUGGAAGAAGCCAGAGCAUCCUGGGGCACUCUUGCUGAUUCAGUAUCAGGCCUUACUCUUCCUAUUGAUCAGCCUUUUGAGGAGCCUAUGGAAAAGUUUAGCCAGAUUGCCCAAUAUGUCCAGGAAUCUCAAGUUGCUAAGAGUUCUCUUGAAAAUGAGCUACACAAAGCAAAUGAGCAAAUUACCUUUCAUGCUAGCAGGCAUUCUGACACCCUUUCUACCAUAAACAUGUUAGAAGAUGAGUUGAGUAAACUAAAAGAUCAUAUUUCUUCCGUUUCUGAAGAAAAACGUCAAAUACAGUUACAUACUUCUGCUGUACAGGAGAAGUUGGAGAAAACAAAUGAGGAACUGGCAAUCAAUUUCAGGAAUCUUGAAGAUGCCAACACCACCAUUAAUUCACUACAAGAUGCACUGUCACAGGCUAGAACAAAUAUUUCUAUUCUUGACGCUGAAAAGAAUGAAGCUGAAGCUAAAUAUGAAACAGAAAUCAACGCUCUUAAUGCUAAGCUAACCAAAUGUUUGGAGGAGUUGGAUAAAACUCAUGGGCACUUACAAAGUCAUUCAACAGAACAUCAUGGUUACCUUGAGAAGCUUGGCGUGCUUAUAAUGGAUGAUAGUCUCUUGUCUCUGAUAGCUGAAGAAUAUGGAAAGACAAUCAGCAGCUUGAGAGAUAUGUGCCUUAUAGUCAAGAGUAUGCAUGAGCAGCUUUCUGUGAAGGGUUUUCAGAAUGGUCCAAUUGUGGAGGAUUCAGAACUCUCAACACUUUUAUCUCUUCCGGACUAUGAUAGCUUUGUUAGAGAAAGAUUGGUCAAUAACAAAACUAGAAAAGGGAAUAUUGAUGACACUUCAUCCUUCUCUACUAUUGUUGAACAGUUGAGCAACCAAGCUGAAUACUCUUCAAGUUUUUUAAAAGAUUUGUCAACCUACAUGAAUAGCAAUAUUAUUGUGGUGCUUCGUUCACUGCAACUAGUGAGCAACACCUUUGUUCAUACUCUAGAAGAGCAUGACAUGUUGAAGAUUGAAUUGGGGAACAAGGAUGCUCAUAACAGAGCUCAAGAAUCUGAAGUGCUUUCUCUACAAAAAGAGCUGAGAGCAAUGUCAUCAAAAUGUAUUUAUUGCAUCCAACAAAUUGAAAUUGUUUUUGAUGAUAUGGUUGGUCUUGGAUAUGCAAUAGACUUGGCUACAGGCAGCUCAAGCAUAGGGUCUGAACUAGAAGUAACUGUGUCUGAUCUGAAGAAUGAGGAUGCCAGUGAUUAUAAUAAGGUGGCUGAUACUUUGCUUGCUACAAUUGACACACUUAAGUCCAAGUCUGAAAAAUUAUCUGCCAUUAAGGGGCUUGUGAUGACUUCAUUGGAUGACUUCAAAAUGAGGUUGAAACAAGCUGAAUCUGCUGCUGAAACCGCUUCACAUGAGCAUCAGUUGUCUGUUGAAAGGGUAUGCAUGCUGGAGAAAGAACUCAAAAUAUUACAGGAUGAAUGCAACAGAAUGGAACUAAAUAUGCAAGAAUAUAAGGAAAGGGAGGGUGCAUUGAAGGCAAGGGAGUUAGAGUUGCUAUCAGUUGAGCACACUCAAAUUUCUGCAGACAGAGGUAUAACUGACUAUGCAAUUUCAAAAGAUCAAAUGGAAGCCCUUGUUGAGAAGAUAAGUAAGUUAAAUAUGCUGUCAGGCGAGUCAAAUGUGCAAAGGGAAGAGGCUACAUUCUCUAGUCUGCUUGACAAACUUUUUGUUGUCAUUGAUGAAUUCAGUGCACUUCAACGUGAGGUUGAGACCUUAAGAUAUGAAAACGAAGAUUUACAGUUAAAUAUUGAGUCCUAUACUCGUGAACUUGAACAGCUAAGAGAGGUCUCCAGAAAUAGUGAUCUAAUUAAUAGAGAGUUGGAAUCCAAAGGAAGUGAACUUCUUGAGGUAACCGUUAGUAUGGAGCGAAUGAUUCAGCGGUUAGGAUAUCUUGGAGGAAAAGAUGUACAAGAAGAUAACAAACCUGCUACCACACAAGCUCUCUUAUCGAAGCUGGAAAAACUAAUAAUUGCUUCAAGUACUGAAGCAGGGAAUGCGAAAUCCAUAACACAGGAGCUGGGAGCAAAACUGCAGUCAAGGGAAAAAGCAGUUGAUGAGCUAUCAACAAAAGUUAAAAUGCUUGAGGAUUUGUACCAUGCGCGACUUGCUCAGCCAGAAGCUAGUAAAGACAGAUCAUUUGAAGCAUCUUCCUCAACAAUUGGUUCAGAUAUGUCUGAGAUUGAAGAUGUGGGACCAGUGGGCAAGGCAUCAGUUUCAUCUGUCUCUACAGCUGCGCAUGCUAGAACAAUGCGGAAGGGGUCAUCAGAUCAUCUUGUGCUCAACAUUGGUUCAGAGUCGGAACGAUUAAUUGCUGCACAGGAUUCAGAUGACAAGGGGCGUAUAAAAUCACUCCAUACAUCUGGCUUCAUUCCAGCUCAGGGAAAGCAUAUCGCUGAUAGGGUCGAUGCCUUCUGGGUCUCGGGGAGCCAAAUUCUGAUGAACCGGCCACGAGCAAGGCUAGGGCUUAUGUUGUACUGGCUCGCUGUGCACCUAUGGCUGCUGGGCAGCAUCUUGUGACGCUGCUUCUCAGUACCGAGACCCACCUCAUAGCAUAAUUGUACAAUAGCACGUGUUAACAGUUUCUUCUUUCUUUCAUACAAUACUUGGUAGAUGUUAGAAUGUCAAUUCUUUUUCAUUUUCUCCCUCCUGCUCAGAUUUGUAAUUGAGCAGUAUGUGUUAAAUUUUUCGCACACAAAGAUGUAAUGUGCAGAAAAAUAACAUUCUUAUACUGAAGAAGUCAAGAAGUGGUAGUUGUAGUUGUAGUUAUAGAUGUAGAUGUGGUCCUGAAUUCCUGAUCACCUGAUGAGUCCCAUCAUCGCAAAUUCGUUGUUUCAAAUGCAAGCGUUUGAAGUCUGACAAUAUUUUCCCCUUA
Sorghum bicolor (sorghum) is the source of this 5763-nucleotide messenger RNA. RefSeq names its product myosin-1. Lineage: Eukaryota; Viridiplantae; Streptophyta; Magnoliopsida; Poales; Poaceae. The coding region runs from base 138 to 5408 and encodes 1756 amino acids. The record is from RefSeq and is a predicted model, not a curated record. The transcript has 8 exons.